GCGGCGGGAGCGGCCGGCGGAGGCUGCGCGGCCGAGGGGGAGGGCCGGGGGAGGGGACAUCGCCCCUGCCCGCCUCCAGCCCCCCCCCGCCCGCCCCGCGCCCGCAGGCUCCCGAGUCUCAGUCGGCGCCCAGCAUCCCGCUGCCCCGGACCCUCCCGCGGGCGCGCACCGGGCUCAACUCAGGCUCAGGACUGCAGGUGGACAUCUCCACUGCCCAGGAGUCAUUGUGUGGACAGGACAGCCUCUGUGGAAGGCCAGCUAUACUGGAGUUCUGCCUCGGCAUGGGCCUUGCCAUCGAGCCAGCCCCGUGGUCUGUGCUGGUCUGAGGGUGCUGCCUGUCAUGGGGGCAGCCAUCUCCCAAGGGGCCCUCAUUGCCAUUGUCUGCAACGGCCUCGUAGGCUUCCUGCUGCUCCUGCUCUGGGUCAUUCUCUGCUGGGCCUGCCAUUCCCGCUCUGCGGACAUCGACUCUCUUUCGGAAUCCAGUCCCAACUCCAGCCCUGGCCCCUGUCCUGAGAAGGCACCCCCGCCCCAGAAGCCCAGCCAUGAAGGCAGCUACCUGCUGCAGCCCUGAAGGCCCCUCGCCUCGCCUGGAGUCUGGGGCCUAAGUCUGCCCCACCCAGAGCCUGGGAUCAGGAUCCCAGGGUCUAGCCAGUCUGGGGUCCAGAACCCAGAGUCCAGCCUGUCUGGAGCUGGACCUAGCAGCCCAGAGUCUAGCCAGUCUGGCUCCACUAGGGGCUCCAGUGGCCCUUAGUAGACAGGCCUGGGGUGGGGGUUCAUGAGUUGGUGCUAGGGCCAGGGCCAUCUCGACUCUGCUCCAUACCGAGGGCCAGGGACUGGGUCCACCUCUCCCUAGGCCAAUUGCCUCCAGGCCCUUGAGGUUGGGGAAGCAAACUGGAAUCCAUGGCAAUAAUGGGAGGGUGUCCAGGCUGGGCCCCUCCUUGGGUCCUCCCACUGUUUGCUGGAUAAUAAAUGGAACUAUGGCUCUA
Molecule: messenger RNA, 986 nt
Organism: Canis lupus familiaris (dog)
Lineage: Eukaryota; Metazoa; Chordata; Mammalia; Carnivora; Canidae
Gene: ENHO
Product: energy homeostasis associated
Exons: 2
Coding region: 341-571 (76 amino acids)
Biological process (GO): positive regulation of Notch signaling pathway
Cellular component (GO): plasma membrane
Source: RefSeq, a predicted model, not a curated record